AUGUCGAAAGGGUUAUGGAUCUCUGUGUGUUUUUUGUUCCAUAUCAUUCUCCAUUUCCACAUUGCUACUUGUUUUUACCUUCCUGGUGUUGCACCCGAGGAUUUCCACAAGGGAGAUCCAUUGAGGGUGAAAGUGAACAAGCUAUCUUCGACAAAAACGCAACUUCCUUACUCGUAUUAUUCUCUUCCUUACUGUCGUCCAGAUCACAUUGUCGACAGUGCUGAGAAUCUCGGGGAAGUUCUUCGCGGUGACCGUAUCGAGAACUCCCCUUACAUGUUUAAAAUGAGAGAACCGCAGAUGUGCAGCGCCGUUUGUCGACUAAUUCUUAAUGGAAAAACAGCUAAAGAGUUCAAAGAAAAGAUAGAUGACGAAUAUCGGGUGAAUAUGAUUUUAGACAAUCUUCCUUUGGUUGUUCCUCUUCGACGACCCGAUCAGGAAUCUUCUUUAGUGUUUCUGCAUGGCUUCCUAGUUGGUCUUAAAGGACAAUAUGCUGGAAACAAGGAUGAAAAGUACUUUAUCCAUAAUCACUUAACAUUUGUGGUUAAGUAUCAUAGAGAUAGUGUGACAGAGUUUUCAAGAAUUGUAGGCUUUGAGGUUAAACCCUUCAGUGUUAAGCAUGAAUAUGAAGGUGAAUGGGAUGAAAAAACUCGGUUAACUACUUGUGAUCCGCAUGCGAAAAAGAUAAUCUCAGGCUCCGAAUCUCCUCAAGAGGUUGAAGACAAUAAAGAAAUUAUAUUCACCUAUGAUGUUGAGUUCCAGGAAAGUGAUGUAAAGUGGGCAUCGCGCUGGGAUUCGUAUCUUCUAAUGACAGAUGAUCAAAUUCACUGGUUUUCGAUUGUUAAUUCUCUAAUGAUUGUACUUUUUCUUUCUGGUAUGGUGGCUGUGAUAAUGUUAAGGACGCUUUAUCGCGAUAUCUCAAAGUAUAAUCAAUUAGAGACCCAAGAGGAAGUUCAGGAAGAGACAGGGUGGAAACUUGUACAUGGAGAUGUUUUCAGAACUCCUUCAAACUCAGAAUUACUUUGUGUGUAUGUUGGAACAGGUGUUCAGUUUUUCGGAAUGGUUCUCGUUACUAUGAUGUUUGCUGCACUUGGAUUUUUGUCUCCCGCGAAUAGAGGAGGGUUGAUGACAGCCAUGCUUCUUCUCUGGGCUCUAAUGGGACUAAUAGGUGGUUAUUCUUCGGCGCGUCUUUACAAGCUGUUCCAUGGAACAGAAUGGAAGAAAAUCACACUCAAGACAGCUUUUAUGUUUCCUUCUAUUGUCUUUGCAAUAUUCUUUGUGCUAAAUGCUCUUAUUUGGGGCCAAAGGUCUUCUGGGGCAGUGCCAUUUGGUACAAUGUUUGCUCUUGUUUUCCUAUGGUUUGGUAUCUCAGUUCCACUUGUGUUUCUUGGUGGGCACAUAGGUUUUAAGAAACCUGAGAUUGAGGAACCUGUAAAGACAAGUAAGAUACCAAGGCAGAUUCCAGAGCAAGCUUGGUACUUGGACUCAGUCUUCUGUAUUCUAAUUGGAGGCAUACUCCCUUUUGGUGCUGUCUUCAUUGAGCUUUUCUUUAUUCUCACAUCUAUUUGGUUGCAUCAAUUUUAUUAUAUAUUUGGUUUUCUGUUCAUUGUGUUCCUCAUCCUUGUUGUUACUUGCGCCGAGAUCACAAUUGUUCUUUGCUACUUCCAGCUCUGUAGCGAAGACUACACGUGGUGGUGGAGAUCAUACCUCACUUCAGGUUCCUCUGCACUCUACCUUUUUCUAUAUGCCACAUUUUACUUCUUCACAAAGCUUGAGAUCACAAAACCGGUAUCUGGAGUAUUGUACUUCGGCUACAUGCUGCUUCUUUCAUACGGUUUCUUCGUCGUGACUGGUACAAUUGGUUUCUAUGCGUGUUUCUGGUUCACGAGGCUAAUCUACUCUUCGGUGAAAAUUGAUUGA
Molecule: messenger RNA, 1917 nt
Organism: Lathyrus sativus (Indian pea)
Lineage: Eukaryota; Viridiplantae; Streptophyta; Magnoliopsida; Fabales; Fabaceae
Source: the annotation of a GenBank genome assembly